Messenger RNA from Adineta ricciae, 1374 nucleotides. NCBI's taxonomy places the organism in Eukaryota, Metazoa, Rotifera, Eurotatoria, Adinetida, Adinetidae. The record is from the annotation of a GenBank genome assembly.
AUGGUAAAACAAACGCCAUAUGGACCUACUUGGAGAAACGAUGCUCAAAUGUUGAUCGAUGAAAAUAAGACAAAAACGAUUAUCUUUUGGACUGAACAUGUUCUCGUCUUAUCCAUCGGUACAAGUAUCAUCUUUGCAUUGAUAACCGUUCUCGGAGUGAUCUACUGGUGUUCGAGAUAUCAACGAUCAUCGAAGAAAAACCAAUGUGAACCAUCGGAACUGACCCCUUUCUCGUCGGUUCACCAUGCUCAAUCAAAAUCAAAGGAAACGAUUUUAUAUCCAAUCUCACCGAAAAUUCCAACGAGUAUUAUGGAAGAAUCGUAUUCUUCAUCUGAUCGUGAAACAGUGAAACCUGUUCGAAAGAAAAAUUUGUUACAAAGCUAUAAGUUCUGGAGCACAUCAACGUCACUUCUAUUUAAACGACGGCGAGGAUCGAACAAUUCUUUAACGAUAUCAGUCACGCCAAUACAAUUGCGCUUGAACAGUCCGCCAACAGAUUCUCCAUCUGAUGAAUACCUACAAACAGCAACACGUCAAUUGACGAUUGAUGAACUGCAUCAACACGCACAAGAUACUCGAGCACUCUAUCAAGAAUUUUGGUCCAUACCAACGAAUCAUUUAGAAAAACUCCGUAUUUAUGGUGCUGGUAUCAAAAAUCGUUAUGGUACAAUCAUUGCAAAUGAACAUUCUCGAGUGAAACUCCCUGAGUUAUCCGGUGAUUCAAUUUCAUCAUAUAUCAACGCCAAUUAUAUCCAUGGUUGGUGUAACGGUGAACGCGCAUUUAUAGCUACACAAGGCCCACUUUCAAAUACAAUCAUUGAUUUUUAUCGAAUGAUUUGGCAAGAACAUGUCCCGGUUAUUGUUAUGAUUACUCGCUUAAUCGAAAAAAAUAAAACAAAAUGUGAACGAUACGUUCCCGAUGCUCAAUCCGAACAGUAUGGUCCAUUUCACGUCGAAGUGAAAUCGACUCUUUAUCGAACUGAUUAUGAAGUACGAAGAUUAACAAUCAAAUACGAAAACGAACAACGUGAUAUUGAUCAUUUCUGGUACACAGCAUGGCCUGAUCAAUCAUGUCCCGACGUGACUAAACCGCUGAUUGAACUUGUACAAAAUGUAGAAAAUAGUCGAAAAGAACUAUCUAGAAUUAAUCAGAACUCCGGUUCUGUUGUCGUCCAUUGCAGUGCCGGUAUUGGUCGUACUGGUUGUUUUAUUGCGUUGAGCAAUGGUAUUAAACAACUAGAUACUGAACAUGUUGUUGAUGUUGUACGAAUACUUUGUAAUUUACGACGCGAUCGUGGUGGAAUGAUCCAAACGCAUGAUCAAUAUCAAUUUUUGUAUCAAGCUUUAAGUGAUUACGCACGAACGUUGAAAUAA